UGCGCUGGGUGACUUUCCCUUCCCUCCCACCCCCCGCCACCCCACUGCCGAUGGUUACACCGCCUUCCCCGCGGGCCUCGACCGAAUUUUUCUCCAACUUCCGAGACCCGUGAGAUUCCCUCCUUAGCACCCCGGCCCUCGGGAUCCCUCUGCCCAUCCCCGGGCCCGCCAUCGGAUCCCUGGGAUCCAUUCGAUCCCCGACUCAGAGGCUCCUGCUCUCCACCCUCAAGGUCUGGAGAAUCCCUCUGGCCCCCUUCUUAAAUGGAUUCUCUUCCUAGAGCCACUGACUUCUCGACUCCACCUGCUCCCUUUCCAAUCCCUUCUCUCUCCACGGAUCCUUUGGAUCCUGGGCUGUUCUGAUCGCUGUGACCCGGACCUACUAGAUUUUCUUCUUUGAUUUCUUGGUAUCUCCCAAUUGCUGCCCCCCCUCCCCAAAACCACUAGAUUUCUCCUUUCUGAUCAUCUGUGAUCCUUUAAUUCCCCGGGUGGGCGUCUGAUCCACUAGAUUCCUUUUCUCUAACUUCCCAGGAUCCCACCAUCCUCGAGUUCCCGCAACCUGUCAGGCAGUGUUAUCUUCUUGGAUCCCCGGGAUCCCUGCUUGUAAGAUCCCAGGUUUACAGUGACCCAAGCCUCCCUGCUCAGGCUUCUCCAGCCGGAUCCCGGGGUGGGCGCCGGGCGGCCGACCCCGGGCCUCCCCUAUGGCCGCCGCCCCCUCCCAUCCCGCCGGGCUCCCGGGUUCUCCCGGGCCGGGGUCACCUUCGCCCUCCGGCGGCUUGGAACUGCAGUCGCCGCCACCGCUGCUGCCCCAGGUCCCGGCCCCGGGCUCGGGGGUCUCCUUCCACAUCCAGAUCGGGCUGACCCGCGAGUUCGUGCUGUUGCCCGCCGCCUCUGAGCUGGCCCACGUGAAGCAGCUGGCUUGCUCCAUCGUCGACCAGAAGUUCCCCGAGUGUGGCUUCUACGGCCUUUACGACAAGAUCCUGCUCUUCAAACAUGACCCCACGUCGGCCAACCUCCUGCAGUUGGUUCGCUCCGCCGGAGACAUCCAGGAGGGCGACCUGGUGGAGGUGGUACUGUCGGCUUCGGCCACCUUCGAGGACUUCCAGAUACGCCCGCAUGCCCUUACCGUUCAUUCGUACCGAGCGCCUGCCUUCUGCGACCACUGCGGGGAAAUGCUCUUCGGCCUAGUUCGCCAGGGCCUCAAGUGUGAUGGCUGCGGACUGAAUUACCACAAGCGUUGCGCCUUCAGCAUCCCCAACAACUGCAGCGGGGCGCGCAAGAGACGCCUGUCGUCCACGUCUCUGGCCAGCGGCCACUCGGUGCGCCUGGGCACCUCUGAGUCCCUGCUCAGCAUGACUGAUGAGCUGAGCCGUAGUACCACCGAGCUCAUCCCUCGCCGCCCUCCCUCGUCCUCCUCUUCAUCUUCUGCCUCGUCCUACACCGGUCGCCCCAUCGAGCUGGAUAAGAUGCUGCUGUCCAAGGUCAAGGUGCCACACACCUUCCUCAUCCACAGCUACACACGGCCCACCGUCUGCCAGGCUUGCAAGAAACUCCUCAAGGGCCUCUUUCGCCAGGGCCUGCAGUGCAAAGACUGCAAGUUCAACUGUCACAAACGUUGCGCCACCCGUGUCCCUAACGACUGUCUGGGGGAGGCACUCAUCAAUGGAGAUGUGCCCAUGGAGGAGGCCACUGAUUUCAGCGAGGCUGACAAGAGCUCCCUCACGGAUGAGCCAGAUGACUCUGGUUUCAUCCCUGGCUCCCACUCGGAAAAUGCUCUCCAUGCCAGCGAGGAGGAGGAAGGAGAGGGGGGCAAAUCUGAGAGCUCCCUGGGGUACAUCCCCCUAAUGAGGGUGGUGCAGUCAGUGCGACACACAACGCGGAAAUCCAGCACGACGCUUCGAGAGGGCUGGGUGGUUCAUUACAGCAACAAGGAUACACUGAGGAAGCGGCACUAUUGGCGCCUGGACUGCAAGUGCAUCACGCUCUUCCAGAACAACACGACCAACAGAUACUACAAGGAAAUUCCACUGUCCGAAAUCCUCACCGUGGAGCCGGCCCAGAACUUCAGCCUCGUGCCACCAGGCACCAACCCACACUGCUUCGAGAUUGUCACUGCCAAUGCCACCUACUUUGUGGGAGAAACCCCUGGUGGGGCCCCAGGAGGGCCUAGCGGGCAGGGGGCUGAGACUGCCCGGGGCUGGGAAACAGCCAUCCGCCAGGCCUUGAUGCCUGUCAUCCUCCAGGACGCACCCAGCGCCCCCGGCCACGCACCCCACAGACAAGCUUCUCUGAGCAUCUCUGUGUCUAACAGCCAGAUUCAAGAGAAUGUGGACAUCGCCACUGUCUACCAGAUCUUCCCAGACGAGGUGCUGGGCUCCGGCCAGUUUGGAGUGGUCUAUGGCGGGAAGCACCGGAAGACAGGCCGGGACGUGGCAGUAAAGGUCAUCGACAAACUGCGUUUCCCCACCAAGCAGGAGAGCCAACUCCGGAACGAAGUGGCCAUUCUGCAGAGUCUGCGGCACCCAGGGAUUGUCAACCUGGAAUGUAUGUUCGAGACCCCGGAGAAGGUGUUCGUGGUGAUGGAGAAGCUGCAUGGGGACAUGCUGGAGAUGAUCCUCUCCAGCGAGAAGGGCCGGCUGCCUGAGCGCCUCACCAAGUUCCUCAUCACCCAGUUUAAUAGUGCUUCUGAAAGACCGUUCUAUUUCAAUUUCUGCUUUUUGCCUCUUGCCUGCCCCACCCCAAGUCCUGGGCUAAGCCCUAUACCUCAUGAACUUAUAAACUUCACAACCAUCUUCAAGAUCCUGGUGGCUUUGAGACACCUUCACUUCAAGAAUAUUGUCCACUGUGACUUGAAACCAGAAAACGUGUUGCUGUCAUCAGCUGACCCAUUUCCUCAGGUGAAGCUGUGCGACUUCGGCUUCGCGCGCAUCAUCGGCGAGAAGUCGUUCCGGCGCUCGGUGGUGGGCACGCCGGCCUACCUGGCGCCCGAGGUGCUGCUCAACCAGGGCUACAACCGCUCGCUGGACAUGUGGUCGGUGGGCGUGAUCAUGUACGUCAGCCUCAGUGGCACGUUCCCCUUCAACGAGGACGAGGACAUCAAAGACCAGAUCCAGAAUGCUGCCUUCAUGUACCCGGCCUGCCCUUGGAGCUGCAUCUCGGCCGGAGCCAUCGACCUCAUCAACAACCUGCUGCAGGUGAAGAUGCGCAAGCGCUACAGCGUGGACAAGUCUCUCAGCCACCCCUGGUUACAGGAGUACCAGACGUGGCUGGACCUCCGGGAACUGGAAGGGAAGAUGGGCGAGCGGUACAUCACGCACGAGAGUGACGAUGCGCGCUGGGAGCAGUUUGUGGCAGAGCACCCACUACCCGGGCCGGGGCUGCCAGCCGAAGGGGUGCUUCGUGGGACCCUCCCACCCCCGGACCACGAGAUGCAGGGGCUGGCCGAGCGCAUCAGUGUCCUUUGAGGUCUCGGGCUCCCACUCUGGCUGCCUCGUGAUGCUGUCCUUGCGUGCUCGGAGAGCGGCGCUUCACACCUUACCAGUGAUGAACUGUUCUAAGGAAAGCAGUUUCCUGCCCAACUUGGACACGCCCCCGGGGGAGGGGCAUGGCGGGGGCGGGGGCAGGGGCCCGGGUUAUUUCCAAAGUUAAUUCCCCAGCAAUUAAAAUGGACUCAUCUCUGGCCCUAUGGCCUU
This is a messenger RNA of Dama dama (fallow deer), 3689 nucleotides long. RefSeq names its product protein kinase D2 (gene PRKD2). Bases 699 to 3461 code for a protein of 920 amino acids. NCBI's taxonomy places the organism in Eukaryota, Metazoa, Chordata, Mammalia, Artiodactyla, Cervidae. Gene Ontology annotation, biological process: protein phosphorylation. The transcript is spliced from 20 exons. Gene Ontology annotation, molecular function: ATP binding; protein serine/threonine kinase activity. The record is from RefSeq and is a predicted model, not a curated record.